GGUGGUGGUUGUCGAACGAACGUAACAUAUGGAGGUGUACGUGGUGAGGUGGUGACUAAAAUGAGGAGUGGACGAACUAAUCCUUCUUCAAACAAAGGCAGUGGUUCAUCUACAAACAAACAGCGUACCGCAAACCCACCAUCAACUUUUGAAGAUUACGUAGAUGAGGGUAGAGAUUACAUAGGCUCAUCUAGAAUUUCGAUGGAGAAUAUUGAAGAAGCAAGUAACAAUGUAGGUGUCAAGUCAAGUGAUCAAGUGGCCGACACUGAGAAUCAUUCAGAUCCAAAUCAAGAAGAGGACCCAAUUUUGGACAACAACUCCCAAAUGUUGGUUCUCCAGACUCCUCCAAAGCCGUUCAACAUGCAUACUCGGGAAGUUGACGACAGUGAUGAUUUCGUUGGGCAGGUCCCUCAAUGUGUUUCGUCUAGACCGACACAUGAUACAUCUGAUGGAGAAGACGAGGAUGACGACUUUGUCGAACCGGUACCUAUGUGUGUUUCAGUUGGUCAGACACAUGAAACUCCAGAUGGAGAAGACGAGGAUGACGACUUUGUCGAACCGGUACGUAUGUGUGUUUCCGGUGGUCAGACACAUGAAACCCUGGUAGAAGAAGACGAGGAUGACGACUUUAUCGAACCGGUACCUCAGUCUCGAAGCCGUGAGGAAGACGCAAGAAGACGUCGUGAAAAGGAUAAGGCUGAUGACGAAUCACUCAUGAAAUCCGUUAGGGCCGUUGAGCUAUAUGGAUUUGAGGAUGCAGAAGCUUCGUCUAACAACAAAGCAGUUAACGACUAUACCGUCGAUGAUAUUGACUUCACUCUAGUAGAUGCUGAUAUGUACACUGGGAAACUAUUCAGUAGCAAGCAAGAAUUCAAGAUCAGUUUGCACAUUUAUGCCUUAAAGCAGGUGUUCAGGUUCAAGUUCCACAAACAUGCGUUUAACUACGUCGCAGCGAAAUGCAUUGAUAAAAACUGCAAAUUUUAUGUUAUGGCUAAACAAUUGGGGGAAUCUUCGGCAAAUCAGGUGAGGAAGGCGCAACUGAAGCAUGUCUGCACAUCUGAUGCUAAAGCGCAAUAUAAGAAACAUGCGACGUCGAAAGUAAUAGCUGCACUAAUGAGAUCGAAGUAUGAAAGGCUCCAAGCUGGACCGCGCGCAUCUGAAUUACCCGAGAUGCUCCGGACUGAGUUCUUGUUUACGGCCACAUAUUGGAAAUGUUGGAAAGCAAAAGAGUUAGCCACUGUGGCUGCACAAGGAACAGAAGAGAGCUCUUACAAGCUCCUGCCGAAAUAUUUUUAUGUUGUAAAGUAUGCAAAUCCUGGGUCCAUUACUCAUAUCAAAACUGAAAAAGAUGAUAAGGGUCAGACAAGGUUUAAGUACGCGUUCAUGGCGCUGAAAGCUUGCAUUGACGGGUGGAAGCAUCUACGGAAGGUUAUUGUGGUGGAUGGUACUCAUAUGUUUGGGAAGUACAAAGGGUAUUUACUAACUGCAAGUGGGCAAGAUGCCAAUUAUCAGGUAUUCCCUAUAGCGUUUGCUGUUGUAGACAAUGAAACAAAUGAGUCUUGGAGUUGGUUUUUUGAGAAGCUGAAAGAGAUCGUAGAAGAUGGCUCCGAUUUAUCUAUCGUGUCUGAUAGAGCAAAUCAAAUAUGUGUUGCUAAAGAUAAGUGAUAUCCUCUUUCACACCAUGGGUGCUGCCUCGUACACCUACAGAGAAACGUCGAUGCAAAAUUCAAGAAAAGGAAUCAGAAGCAAAUGGUUGGCAGGACAGCCGAGGUAUUCAAGGUAUCCCACUUUAAGAGACUUUACGCGGAGAUCAAACUUACAGAUAAGCGCUGUUGGGAUUAUCUUGAGAAGAUCGAUCCUAGGCAUUGGACAAGGUCACACUUUGAGGGCGAGCGGUACAAUCUAAUGAGCUCGAAUAUAGCUGAGUCUCUCAACAAAGCACUAGUUCCUGCGCGCGAUUCCCCGAUAAUGGCGCUAUUUGAGUUCAUCAGACGCAUGAUUAGUCGUUGGUUUGUGAGUAGACAGCGAAAGAUAUCGAAAAUGAGGGGUGAGAUCCCCCCGGCUGUUGACGAGUUGAUGGAGAACAAUCUAGAAGACGCAAGAGCGUACGCUGUGAUGCCUCUGUCUGCUUUUGAAUUUGAGGUAACUCUAAAAACAACCGGCUUCGGGAGUUCUGUUAAUUUGGAAACCAGGUCUUACACAUGUCUUGAAUUCCAGAAAGUUGGAAUACCAUGUCGACAUGCCAUUGCUGCGGCUAUGUUUUGGGACUUGCAGCACUCAGAGUUCGUUGCAGACGCCUAUCUAAAAAAGACAUGGAAUGAAACAACAAAGGGUGUUACACUCCCGGUUCCAGAUCCGCAAGAUCUUUUCAUACCUUCGGAGGUUAGUGACCUUAUCAUGUUACCACCAAAGACGAAGAGACCACCAGGACGUCCACCGACCAAGCGUAAACGUUCUGCAGGAGAAAUACCGGUCACAACAAAAAGUCUUGUAAAGAACCGCUACAAUGAUGGGUUAUGGAUGGAGGAGAUUUUAUGUAUUGUUGACAAGGGAGUUCUUGUUUUUUGGAAAUUUAAGUGUUUAGGUGUUUCCUAAUAACACAUGUAUAAUGCUAUUUUGCGAACUGAUGAGAUAUGGAUUGCGCAGUGCCUCUUCUUGAAUUUAUUAGAUAUGUAUGGUUUUAUUGUCAUCUCUUAAUAUGGUGUUCAUGUUUAUGAUUUGAUGUAACUUGUUUAUAACUUGAGAUGUACGAUAUCUGUGUAGCCAAUGUAGCCGUUAGAAAGACAUUUAAAUACAAUGUAGCCGUUGUAUUGUGGUCCAAUAAUAUUAUAUCCGUUACAAUCUCAAUCUAUUUAAGUAUGAGUGCUUGUGUCGUCUAUAUUUCAGAUUUUUUGUGAUUCUCUCUUUACUCUCAUUUUUAUACUAAAGAUGGGACUUGAUUAUAGCUAUAGCCAGCCUUCGGAAUCAGAGGACUAUGGUGGGAAUGACUCCAGCGACACAGAAGACCGUGAGGUUGAAUAUCUUAUUCGUCGGGACCAAGCUGAGCUAACUUACAAUUCUGCUGCGACGGUUCAGUACCCUCCGCAACCCGAGGUCGAAUUUGGAUUCCCGCAGACAUGCUACUGUGGUGGUCGGCCUAAGCAAGCAACAUCUCGCACUGUAAAUGAUCCAGGUAGAAGAUACUACACGUGUGAUAAUGUUAAUGAUGGAGACUGUCAUGUUCAUAAAUGGUGGGAUGAGGCGGUUAUGGAGGAGAUGAGAGCCAGGGAUACGCACACACUUCAAUUGUCUGAAAAGGUAGAUAAUCUAACCUUUUUGAAUGACUAUGACCCACAACUUAACAAGUUUAAGGAACUCCAGAAUGAGACUGAGCAGAAGCUGGUUAGGCUAGAGAAGGUAGUGUCUGAGUUAGCUGAAAAGAGAACAAGGUUAACCAAUGGCUUCGAAUACUUUGUUGGUGGAAUGGUUAUUAUAUUAGUUUUACUUGGGUUGGUGAUCAUAUUCAAAUAACUAUUUAUUUUGUAAUGUAAUAAAUCGGAUGAGUAAUGAACUCUUGAUGUUGUUUUUUGUAAUGUGUCAUUUUUUUAUGAUUCUACUAAAAUUCUAUGAACCAAUAAACACGUUUGAAAUAAAAAAUGGUGAAUAUAUCCCUCUCAAUAUUACCGUUAGAAAUGCUUUUGAAGCAAAAUAUAGCCGUUACAAUCUUGCACUAUAUAAGUAUAAUUCAGAACACCCAACAAUCUCUCUUCACAACACUCAACAAUCUCUCUUCACCACACUCACCAGUACCACAAAAUGACGGAUCCUUACUAUAAAGAGAUAAAGCACCACAAAAGGAAGUUUGACUGGGUGAGCAAUUGUGUCUAUGCCAAUUACAAAAUUCCAACGAAGUGUGUCUGCGGUGGAGCUAUCACCGUGGAAGCUGAUGACAGAGGAAGAAACUAUUACGUAUGCAAAGAUUUUAAGGUAAUAUUGGAGUUCACAGUACUUAAAUUUGCCUCCAUUGUUAACAGAAAUGGUUUUUAGCUAACAAAUCUAAUAUAUUUUCUUGUAGAACGAUGGUUUGCACAUCCGUCAUGACUGCCUUACCGCCCUCGAGGAAGAGCUGGAUUGCUUGAGAAGUCAGUAUGCUGUGGAGGUGUCGCUCCGCCGUGAGCUGCAAUUUGAACUUGCGCAAAUGCGUGAGGAGAUCAAAGAGCUUAAGCAAUUAAUUAUGGUGGAUUGCUGAUCUUAGCAUUUCUCGGAUCUAUUAUGUAAUUUUCGCUGAUCUUAGCAUUUCUCGGAUCUAUUAUCAUUUCAAAGGUUAAUUUGUACUCUUCUAUCAAAUUUUAACUGUUUAUCUCAUAAUGGGCCUAUCCAUAUCCAAUUAAAAAGCAAACCCAUUUGAAUUAAUUUAGUUUCAUAAUGUGUACAAAAGUCAUCAUUAUACACCCUCGGUUAAGGUGUACGAAGUCAUCAUUAUACCCCCUCGGUUACGUAAGCUUCAUAAUGUAGUUUGAAAUUAGGCCUACCUUCUGACACGGAGAAGACAUCUUCUUUAUACAUAUUUGUACUAAUUUAUGUAUGAACUUAAGGUAUUCUCAUCUCUCUCUUCGUUGGUGUACGAACACGCGUACACUUAUGGUUUUAACACGAAAAUAAAUUUAAGUGAACUCUGUCUGCGACAAUAAAGUUUCCUACUUUAAUUCGCAUGGUUUAAACCGAGGAGUAGUAAUGGAACGCCGCGUCUGUUACCAAAAAAUUAAUUAAUUAUUUUCGUAUUAUAUAUACUAAGUUGUCAUUUAAUAUCUUUUUCAUCUUUCUAAAUAUAUUCUCUGCAAACCUCUUUCUCUGCAAACCUCUUUCAUUCCAAAAAUGGUUUAUGAUAUUAGCCAAGGCAAAAUGACCGUCGCAAAAUACAAACGAUUCUUUUACAGUUUGCCUAUAGUCGGCGAACGCACCGAGCAGCAGUUGAUCGAGUUGGCCAAGGCCGGAUUGAAGGAAGAGAUCCGCGAGGGUCUGGAAACUGAUGAGUUCGCCACACUCGAGGCCCUGUUCGAGGAGGCGGAGGAAGUCGAGGAGGGGUUAAAGGAAACACCUCCAUCCACCCCUCGCUAACGCCGCCGCAGAAGCCCCAACCCCCGCAGUAGCAAACAUGCUCGCAAGGCGGAGGAAAAAGGUGACCCGGAGGAUGACGGUUACGGAUAUGACGGCGAAGGAGCGUCGGGGUUUAAGGACGAUGAAGAAGGUGAAUACUGGGACUGGAUGCAGAUGGAGACGGACGUGGAUGACGACGCGUCCGACAGGACCGACGACACAUUGGGUUCUGGGCAGUUCAGGAUGGACAACUACCCAGCCAGCUCCGGCACCGACUCCAGCACCUCCGACUCCGACUAGGAACCUCCUCCUCUUUUAAUAUUAUUAAAUAUUUUGAAUUUUAGUGUUUUUUGUAAUUAUUUUAAACUCUUUUUUUUUUCGAACUCUUUAUUAUAUUAUAAUAUAGUUUAUGAUUUCUGUUUAUUAUUGCUGUCUUUUAUUGCAUGUUUAAUAUUGGUAAAAUUAGGAUACGAAUACUUAAGGUCUACGAAUACUGAAGGUAUACGAAUACGGACAGUAUUUGUAUACCGACGGUAUACUAAUACUGACGGUACACUUAAGGUAUUCGAAUACUUAAGGUCUACGAAUACUGAAGGUAUUCGAAUACUGACGGUAUACGAAUACUUAAGGUUUACGAAUACUUUAGGUCUACGAAUAAUUCCAUUAAUGGGCUUAAUGACCAUGGGUUAACCAAGAACUGAAACCUAUUAAGUCCAUAUUUGACCCAAAAUUUAAAGUUGUGAAAUUGGACUGAAACCUAUUAAGUCCAAAUUAGAUGGGCUAAAACCAUUUGGACAUGGAAUGGUUUAUGGUUCUAUUUUGGGUUUGGACAAUUUGGACUACGUACAAUUUGGACAUAUCCAUUGGACAUGGACAGCCCAAUUGAUUAUACGGUAUACGAAUACUUAAGGUAUACGAGAGAAAACAUAUAACAUUGACGAAUACUUUAGGUCUACGAGAUUAAACAUAUAACAUUAACGAAUACUUAAGGUAUACGAAUACUUAAGGUCUACGAAUACUUAAGCUAUACGAUAGAAAACAGAUAACAUCGAGGAUAACAUAAAUAAAGUCCUAGAGGAUGUUUGCAAUGUUGACGCAAAUACAAAAUAGCCUGCAGUUUUUGCAAUCACCUUCUAAGUUGUCUGCGUAAUCAUGGCCAUACACGCACCUGGGUGUCUUGAUAACGCCAUCAUCCGGAAACUUGAAAGAUUCCCCAUAUUUGUUGCAGUUCAGGUCUUCCGCUCCAAAGGCUUUCAAUUGGUUCUCUAUGGAUUCUCCCAUUUCACAAGUAUCAUCCGAUCAAAGGUCAUGGUGAUAUGCUGCGAACAGCUGAAACACUUUGCUCGCUUCCUUGUCGUUGCCAAGACAAACAUUGAAUAUGGCGACAGCUAGGGUUGAGAUUCCAUGCAUUGGGACAUUUGGUUCCAAUAUUUUAAUACUCUCCUCAAGUCCUAUGCUCGGUGCUGUAAGGAGACCUUCGAAGUAGAUUGCAUUUCUGUUGCCAGCACUGACACAUUUGAGAUGAAACUCCCGGAACUGACAACCUUGGCGUAUUUGACAUGUGACGAACCCGUCCUCCAUUUCACUAACAUCACACUUCUUCAAGACUGAGGGCUCGUGUGCGAGGGCGUAACCGCGUUUUCCAGCCCGCAGAAAAGGGCCAAGAUUGUAAAAAUGAUUCCUCUCCGACAAGCUCAAUGAUUUUGCACACAAUUUCCUGGAGAAGAUUUGGGAGUACGUGAGCUUCCAUACUAUUGGGGUCACUUGUUGGAGUUUUUUUGUGGUCUGUUUUAUGGUUGGUAUGAGAGGGAUUAUAGAAAUUUAAUAAACAGGUUUGUAGAGAAAACGUGUGAGGUUAAUACGAGAAUUUAUUGUCCCACCUACAUUUGAAACCUAACACUGUCAAAUCAUGUUUUAAAGGGUCAAUAAAAAAACUAACACUUAUACGGGCGUGACCAUCGUAAAUAGACAACCCUUCGCUUGCUAUAAUUGCUGAAUUUUGGACAUCAUUUGCACAACGCUGAAAACACAAUCUGGCUAUAAUGGCAGAGAUGACUUUUCUAGAUCUUCCUGCAGAAAUCCAACAAUUGAUUGUCUCCUGCGUCGCAAAAAAUUCCUUUCAAGAUCUGUAUAGACUCAGAUCUACUUGUAAGUCAAUGCGUGCGCUGGUAGACACGCCUGACGUCUAUUCUUUGUUUGAUCUGUACAAACACCCUUGGUGGACAGGCUUGCGUAAUACGUUGUUGAGAAGAUGCUACGAUGUCGGAAACCCAAGUACUCUUUACAUCAAGGGUGUUGAGUAUUUCUACGCCCUACAACGCCACGAAGAAGGUCUUGCUUUGAUGAAGAGAGCAGCGGAUGCUGGAUACGAACGAGCGUUGUAUACCUAUGCAAUGACUCGCAAACUCUACUGGGAUAAUGAGGACUACUUCGCUAGUUAUACGAGAGAAGCAGUUGGUACAAUUGGAUGGCUUGUUAGAAUGGAUGAUGUUCCGUGGGUGCCGGUCGUUAACGAGUGGUUCUUAACAAAGAAGUUCAUGUUCAUGUCAACAGAUCGACCUUUGUUUUAUAAUUGCCCCUGUUCACCUACGUUGGAUUUCGAUUGGGAUCUGUGGCACAUGGAGUUAAGCAAGGCUGAAGACAUGUGUAACCGAUGCUUCUGGAUAAAAGAGGUUGGUCUUUUCCUCCGGGAUUUUCGUUGCGCCACGAGUUUUUCGCCCUUCGACAGUUGGCAGUAAUUAUUAUUUGUUGUAAUGCAUUUACCACAUUAAGCAUUGUUCUAAUUCCGUUGUCGAGUAUAACAUUAGCUGUUAUUUUGGAAAGUGACGUAUACCAUCAAAGCUAGGAGACACACUCCAACAUCGGUUUAUCGUUUCUUUACUCAUACAGUUAUCAUGAAAAGAUAAGACUCGGUGUACAAAUACUGACGGUAUUCGAAAAAUGACGGUAUUCAAAUACUGACGGUACUCGAAUACUGACAGUAUACGAAUACUGACGGUAUACGAAUACUUAAUGUAUACGAAUACUUACGGUAUACGAGAGCCCAAAAUUUAAAGUUGUCCAAUUGGACUGAAACCUAUUAAGUCCAAAUUAGAUGGGCUAAUGUCAAUUUGGACUUAAGAAAAAUAAUGCCCAAUAAAAUGCUUUGUCCAUUUGGACAUACCCAUUGGACAUGGACAGCUCAAUUGACAUCUCUAUUCAUAAUUUCAUUAGUAUUUAUCUUUACUCACUUUUGAUUGAUUAAACGGUAUACGAAUACUUAAGGUAUACAAAUACUUACGGUAUACGAGAGAAAACAUAUAACAUUGACGAAAUACUUAAGGUAUACGAGAGAAAACAUAUAACAUUGACGAAUAUUUAAGGUAUACGAAUACUUAAGGUCUACGAAUACUUAAGCUAUACGUUAGAAAACAGAUAACAUCGAGGAUAACAUAAAUAAAGUCCUAGAGGAUGUGAGAAAUGUUGCAGCAUAUCCAAAAUAGCCUGCAGUUUUUACAAGAACCUUCAAAAUUGACUGUGUAAUCAUGGCCAUAAAGGCAGCUUGGUGACUUGAUGACCUCAUCAUCCGGAAAUUUGAAAGAUGCACCAUAUCUGUUCAUGUAUGGCGCUCCAAAUGAUAUCAAUCGCCACUCUAGAUCAGCUCCCAGUCCAACUAUCGCAUCCGAGCGAAGGUCAUAAUGAUUAGCUGCGAACUGCUGAAACAGUUUACUGGCUUCCUUGUCAUUGCCAAUACACACGUUAAAAAUGCCGACGGCUAAAGUUGAUAAAUCAUGAUUUGGAACAUUUGGUUGCAAUAUUCUAAUACAUUUCUCAGGACCUACCAUCAGUGCUGCAUAUAGCCCUUCAUAGUAGAUAGCGUUUGUGUUGCCAGCUGAUACGCACUUGAUCAAAAACUCCCGAAACUGACCACCAGUGCAGAUUUGACAUGUUGCAAAGGUGACCAUUGGCUGAACAUUACACUUCCUUAAGACGGAGGGUUCGUGGACAAGUGCAUAACCGCGUUUCCCAGCCCGCAAAAUACCACCAAGAUAGUAGAAUGAAUCCGCUCCCACCAUCUCUAUUAUUUUACACAAAAUUUCUUCUGGAAGAUUGAGGAAGUUUAGAGAUGCCAUACUAUUGAGUUCUGCUGGAGAUGUUUAUCAGACGCAUUGAAUAUGUAUAUAUAGAAUAAAGAAAUAGACAAAGGAGUCUUAUGAGUUAAUAGGAAAGUUAUUGUCCCCUCCCACAUUUUGUACCUAACACACUCAGAGAAAUAGUUAUUGCAAUCCAUUUUUAAAUUUUACACUAACACUUAUUAAAUGAAACAGUAAAAACACCAACUACUUCUGAAAUUGUUUUAUACUCCAAUAACCUUAAACCCUAAACCCUAAACAUGCAACCCUAAACCCUAAACUCUAAACCCUAAACCCUAAACCCUAAACAUAUAAGAAAUACGAUAUAAAACCUUCAAAGAUAAACUGAUCUGUUUGAAUUAUAGUGUCUGGAUGAAUGAAAAGAUACAAUAACCGUUAACAAUUUGGUUUAACAAACGAAAUGAAGCAGGCAGUAUACACGUCUUCAACCAUCGUUUUGAACUUUUGCGUUUCCAAUAAAUUCUUCAUAGGUAUCCAUCGCGUAUUUCUGACGGAAUAUGUCCACCUUUUUGUCAUCGAUCUGCCCCAUAUCCUCAUAGGAGUAUCCCGCUGCAUGCAUUUCCAGAAAUUUGACCGCGCAUGGUCCACAGUCGCCAGACCUUUCGUUGAAGUAAAUAUUUUCUGGACGCACCCAUGAAAAUGCUUGGUGUUCUUCAGGAUGACUACUAUCAGAAGGAGGCGAAAACGCAGCUAAGACAUGAGGCAAUGCGCGUAGAAGAUAAGCCAUGUGCUUGUUCACCUCAUUAUCGGACUCAUUAAGGGGAAUGUUGCAGUCCAAAAUCUCCACUUGUCUGCAUGUCAAGUUGAUCACAAGACCAACCCAAUGAUCUUUUCCCCACAUCAUUGGGGCGUACACCCUGUCCACAUCAACCAACAACACCUUCUUGUCAUUCCGACGCCGCGUUUUUCCGGUGAAACUGUAACUGACAAGCCCUCCCCAGUUGAAUACCAGUUUAUCUGAGGCCUUCUCGAACUCUGCGAACUUUGAUAUAAUGCCCGCAAUACUGAAGUAGUCUACAAAUCUGCACCUCUGACUCAGAUAAUUGUGUCCAUGCCGCCUUACUAGCAUACCAAUUAACACAGAAAUGUGCUGAAAAAUAUGUACAAACCAUUAGAACAUUAAAUCGGUGGAAAUCCGUGUUGUAACUUGAAUAAAACAGAUUAAGUUCUGAUGAUUUGAAUACCUCGGUACUGACCCAAUUUGUUGGCCUCGCCAACGACAGGAAGAACUUAUUUGAGACAUGAUCCCAAUAACAAUUUCAAAUUUCCUGAAAUUUGAAAACAAACCAAAAGUCAAUAUUAAACAUUUGACAGUCCAAGAAUUUUAUACAGUAUAUCUAAACAACUUACAGUGCCGGAUUCUCGCGGAGAAUUGACUGAAACUUUUGAAACUGCGCUUUCUCCAAGUCUGCUAAGGGCGUAUAUUUGGGUUUCUUGCAGCUUUGGAAAAGCUUCUUCAGUCUCUUGUCUGGGGUGUACACUCCUCCAAUCUUUGUUGAACGUCUCGGAAUACGCUUCGUCUGGAGGUCAUCGUUUUUGGUUGAGCUUAUUGUAAUACAUUUCCCUUCUAGCUCUGCUUUUUUUAAUGACCUAGUGAGAUAUCGACUCAGCUUCGAAUUCCCAACGUCUGGUGUGCGAGAUUCAGUCAUCGGAUCAUCCUCUGGCGGUGUCUUGUAAUCUUCAGAAUUUGUCGGUGACGCUUUACCACCUUGUUCCUCCGGCGGAAGGACGUAAGAUUCAGGAUGAGACCAAACGGUAAGCAUCAUACAAGUGUUCUCCAGUGGAUCUUUAUACACAUUGUCACUCCGUGUCCCCUUUUCAACCUCUUCUGCUAACAAAUUUAGCCCUGAUAUUGGAGACCCAUCUCCCCCCUCGCCCUGACAACGUUCAGAUAUAGCUCAUUCAAAUACUUCGAUUCAGAUGUAGUUUAUAUGUUCACCUAACAACUUGGAUGUAUACCUGACAAACUAAACUGAACUCCUGAUAAAAAAAUCCGAACACCUAAUCAACAUAAUCUGUACACCUGGUAAAAUUAGCUGAACACUUGACUAACUAAGAUGAAUACCUCUGAAACUCACCUGAAAACUAUAAAACAGAUCUGUAUACCUGACUACUUAAGCAAAAGACCUCUUAAAUUAACCUGAAUACCAGACCAAACAAAUCAGUAUUCCUGUACACCUCAUAAAUUAACCUGAAUACCUUAACUAAAUAACCUGAAUACCUGACCAAACAAAUCAGUAUUCCUGUACACCUCACUAACUAAAAUGAACAACUGAUAAUCUACGCUGAAUACCUGGCCAAACCAAGCUGAACAGCAAACAUAAUAUAUCUAGAGCCUAUAAAUUCAUUGUUAUAAUCUAUUUACCUCCAACGGUUCCGGGAGAGUUGGUUUUGCUGGCUUUGAUACAGUUUCUGGUCCAAUAGGCGUUGAAACAUCGACUUCUGGAAUGUUUGCCGACUUCGAGAAAGAGGGGCCUUCGCCCGCCAUUGAAUCUACCUACACGUUGAAUUUUCCUCAAAAAAGUUAGACCGGGAUUCAGGCAUUGUUUAUCAUUAAAAAUUGUAGGAGCAGUUUGAUUACCUUUUCCCAGAAGCGAGCAUUUGGCGUACGACCAUCACAAUGAUUAUCAUGCAUUCUCAUCGUCUCAUCGUCGUAAACCCAUCGCCGUUGUUCUUCUUGUGUUUCUUACUAUCAGACCCCAAAUAUUUCAGCUUCAUCAUUACCAUCACCACUGAACGGACGUCGUUUCUUUGGAACUUCCAUGCCGGUUGGGUAAGCGUGACCGUUGUCUCUGUUUGUUUUACCGGCUGCUGUGUUUUGCGGAACCGUGGACGAGCCUCCCCUAUCAUGAUGCAACCAGUCAAAAAUCUUGUUCCGCAAUUUACCCAACUGGGUUUUCAGUUCAACUCGUAUCCACUCUUUCAGCUCUUGCUCCUUAUCUGAUAAGUUUCCUGGUUCAGCCUGUUUACAUAUCCCACGACGAGGUCGAAUAGGACGCUCCGGCGCCUGACUCGAACUUCCAGGUUCAUCACAGGCUUUCCCGAACCGCCUAGACGGCUUUUGACACUUUUUUUUGACACCAACACCUUCAGCCUUUUCGGCUGCCUUCAGAGGUGGAAGGGAUGAAUCACCUCCUCUAAAGUCUGUUGCUUUGAACUUGUGCCCUUCCCGCAUUCGACGAACUAAGUUAUCUAUUCGGGGAUCGAUUCUUCUUUCUUCCACUUUGGAUCCCCACCUUCAUCUGGGAUUGAAUACGUAACAAUAACCUCAAACAAAGAACACAAACAUUCAUAAGUACACAAAGUUUGAGCGUCUUAACUUUUGUUUUGCAAAUAAGAUAGACAACAGCAUUGUACCUCUUUGGGUUUCCACCAGAAGUAUGUCUUCAAAAUUCAGAAGUUCAUUUGUUGAGUCGCAUCCUUCUGGUUCUUGCAAGAAAGAAGUGGUUUUAUUAGGUUCAGGAAUUUUCUCAAGCAAUGAGGGGAUAGCUUUAAAAGCAAAAAGUUGCAGCGUCAGAGGGAACCCAUAACACGCUGUUGACUGCUGUUUCAAACGAAGGCGCAUGACCGAAAGGGAUUUAUCCAUUUUAGAAGCAUCAGAAGGUUGAGGUGGUGUCAAUCUAGACAGAGUGCUGACGAAUGCCUCUCUCCCCCAUGAAUAUUGAAGAAAUGAUCCGGUGUCUUCCAGCAUCUCGACGUAAGCAGGCGUCACACGAAGAAGUUUGUGACCACAAACCAUGAGCCCAUCUACAAGCGCAAUGAGAGCUAGUGGCAACCGCUUCCACUCAGGAAGACUAGGCUGUUCAAGCGUACGAAAAACAUCUGGUACAGUCACGUCUUCAUCUUCAGAUUCAAACAACUCUUUCCACAUACGUCCAGGUGUGGCAUCGAUAGAUUCUGACCCGUUUCCAACUUUUCCCUUUCAGGCUCGCAUUUCAGCUCCGUGAUGUCUCCGAACUCACGCAGAGAAAAGCGUAGUGGCUUGUCUGCAAACAAGAACCAGAGCUCAUAUAGGCGCAUCGUAACCAGCUGACGGCUGAGGAGAGAAUGUACAAGUUUCGCAGAGUUAGAGCAGCGCGCUACAGGUAAGUGGAACAGAGCUCCAAACUGACUUCCUAGCAGACAAUUCAUUUCAGGGGAGCCUCUUAGCAACUUCACUAACGAUCCAAUGAUACUCGCCUUUGAAUAGAUGUUCAGUCGAGGUUUGGCAGGAUAGCAAUUACGUCCGAACAGUCUUUCCGGGAAAGUCGGCGUGGUGACAAUAAGUUCCGGCUCGGUGGAUGCAGCUCCGUCUUGUUCAGUGGAUGCAGCUUCUUCUUGGUCGGUUGAUGCAGGUUCGUCUACUUCUGACUCCGUGGUCAUUACUGAAAUACAAUGACCAAAUCCAGACAUUUACCCAACGCUUUAUUUUUAAAAAAAUUUCCCAAAGAAUUUCACAGCGAAGCUUAGCGAAAGGAGAUACCUUCAUAACGAGUUCUAGUUUUGCCUGCACGGGGAAUUUUCUUCGGAAUUGCUUCUCUAUCACUGGCGGAUUGACUACGAGUCACCCUCCUCGAGGGCGUUACGCUGGACGGGGAUACCAUGCCGAUCUGGGUUCAGUUGAGGGUGGUUCUUAUGUGAGAAUCUUCUUAUGUUUGGUUCUCAAUUGCAGCUGUUUAGAGGUGGUUCUGGUAUAUUUUGAUGAGAUGUUUUUGUUUUUCUAAUUUUAAUUUUUUUUUGCUUUUAUUAGGUGUUCUUUUGAUUUUUUAAAUUAAAAAAAAUUAGAGGUGGCACGGUCGUAAUAUCAAGAACCAUGCGCGCCCUCUGUCGACAUUUCACAAUUCUGGAAAAGGCGAUUUGCCCAAUUUGCUAAUUUAAACUUGAGGUGUCCCAACUCCCUAAUAGCAAACUUGCGAUUUGCCCAAUUUGCCAAUUUUUCCAAAAAUAUAUAAAAACAGUGUACAAAGGGGCGGGAAGGGAUUAGAACCAUGGUUAGGUGGGGGAACAGAGAGAACUUUAGCCAAGUAAGCACCCAUCCUGGCCAACGUAGAUCCACCCAUUUAUUGAGUUUUGAUGAGAGCUUAGAGAGUCAUUCAAAUUUUACAAUGCAUGAUUUAGGAAACUGUUACGAAAAAUUAGUGAACUAAACUCGACUAAAGAAAACGACGAUGUGAUUAAGGAAGCAAUACAGUAGCUGAUUCUAUUGCACAAAGUGUGAUUCAACACCGACGUUAUCAAUCUUACGUUGCAAAAAAAACGGCCCUCGUUGGUUGGACUCUCAACUUUGCGUCGAUGCAGCAUGAAGCUCAUCAUCUGGUAUUUCUAAUGGUUCUUAAAGCUGCUGUCGUUAACUAUAUUCAAAGAACCCUUUUAUUAGCUUACCCAACUGUUUGGGGAUUAUUAUCUAGCGCCUACUGGCUGCCUUUGUCGCUUCCUUUAUAGUAUUGUGGUACUUUUGUUUUAUCACAGCCUUUUGGCUUGUGGAUGUGUUUUUUGGAAAUUCAAUGACAAAAAAAAAACUCCACUAAAGAAAAUAUACAUAAUUACAAUUUUAUUAAUGAAAUGAAUAAUAGCUUACAAACAUUUGCAUUUAUAAGAUUAUACUAGAUUUUGACCCGCGCUUUAAAAGCAUGGGAUUAUUCUUGUUUCAAUUCUUUUUUUCUUUUUUUUGGUUUUAGUUCAAUUUUUGGUUUUGAACCGUUCGAUUAUUUAUAUAAUUGAAUUUGGUUUCAGUUUGACUAUUUUGGUUAGGGUUGGGAAAAAUACUUGAAUCUGAAGAACCAAACCGAAAUUGGUUAAACAUCCAAAUAGGUUCAAAAUAUCUGUAAUUAGAGAAUCAAAACCUAUCCAAACCAAAAUAUUUCAAGUACUCAAAAGUAUCCAAAAUUUUUUUAUAUACUUCAGUAUAUUAAUUAACUUUAGAUUUAAUAUAUAAAAUGUAUCCAAAAUAUAUAUGAUAUUUGAAAAUUUCCAAAAGUAAAUAUCUAAAAUAGCUAAACAAUACUCAAAACACCAAAAUACUUGAAAUAUCUAUUGAUCAUUUAUCUAAAUAUUCAUGCCAAACCAAUUUAUAUGUUAAGUUUAGAUAUUUUGGCAUACAUUAUUGAAAUUUAUGUAAUAUGUUAUUUUUAUUUUUAGAUUUUUAGAAAUUUAAAGUAUAUAUGAAUUUUUAAUUUUUAAAAAUAAUUUAAACGGUUUAUCUAAACCCGAAUCAAAUCCGCAAAGAUCUAAAAUGAAUCUGAACUGAGAUUUAUAAAUUAACCGAAAUCUAUAAUCCUGAAAACCCGAAACCGGAAUAGACAUCGGAUCAAACUUGAAUGUGUACCUGAACGUCCAUCCCUAAUUCUUGUUUUUUUGCUUGGUGAGAAUAAUAAUGCGAAGAAUAUUCGGUAGAAUAAUAAAAAGAUUUAGUUAGUUAAUGUAUAUAGCAUCUUAAGAUUCUUAACAAAUCGGAUAUGUCAACAAUGUGUAUUUAAGAUUAAACUUUUCUUUUUAUUUAUUUAUUUUAUUCAAGAAAACUCUAGGUGCAUAACAUUAACAUUGUAAUUAUAAAGGAAAAUUAUAAACAUGGAAGAGAUCAUUGUUAUACAAUUGAUGUAUUAUAAAAUUUUGUUUAGAUAAUUUUAUAUAAUUAAUAAAUAUAUUCUGAAAUUUGAUAGAAUUCAAAAUUAUCAGUGUCAAUAAUAAUAAUACACUUGAUAGACAUAUAUGAAAUAUCCGAAUUAAUACUAAAUUGGUUUUAAUUUUGCUUGGAGGUUGUCUUCAACGUUAAAAUUUUGGUUUGAAAUUCAAAACAUAAACAUGGAAGAGAGAUACUUGAUCUUCAUUGUUAUACAAUUGAUGUAUUAUAAAUUUUGUUUUGAUGAUUUUAUAUACUAACGUCACAUAAACAUGGAAUACAUAUAUAUUUAAUUUUCAUUUAGUUAUUUAUGUAAAAUUAUGUGUCUUCCACGGUUUUUUGGUCAACGUUAAUUAGAUUGGUUUGGUGAUAACACACUUUAAUGAAAACCCCUUCUUAAAUACAUUUAUUGAAAUUAAAAUUAAAUGAUAAUGACAUGUCAUUGUAAAUAAGUUGUAAAACGAAAGGCAAAAUCCUAGUAGGGAUUCUGCUUUAAUUGUAUAGAUUGCAUUUUUACCGAAUUUUAUUGAAACAAACCAUAACUAUUGGUCCCUCCAUAUUUAAACUCUCAAGUAUUUUUAUAUGAAAUAAUUCCUAACUAAAAACUAUUAGAAAAAUUGAUCAACUGUCUUUAAUGUUGAAAUUUAGUGAGCCCAUGUGCAACUAUUCGGCGAAUGAUUUGUACGAUAUUGUCCAUUUUGGAUUCGAAGACAAGACUCAAAUGGAUUUACUUUUGUUUUUUUUUCCAAAAAAACCCGUACUAAUCAUAGUUCAACAUCCGAUUAUAUACUAGAUAUUCUUUGACUAAAUUUUCAAUGUAGGACUUUGUUUGCAUUCACAACAAACCUCCUCUCAAACCAAGUACCACCCAACUUUUUGGUUUCCAACCUCCAGCGAAACCCAGCACACAUCUUGUACUAUCGUAAUCACCAACAUGACUCUUCACCUAACCCUUGUUACACCUUUAGGAUAUAUUCACCUAACCCUUGCUGCACCAUUAGUCAUUUACACCUAAUCCUUGCAGAACCACUAGGAAUAUCUACCUAAUUUUGUAUCGUCGUUAGGGAGAGACUUUCGGUACAAGUCUCUGGCACCCCUUAAUCGCGAAGUUAACCCUUUGAUCCUCCUCCCACAACUGAAGCUUCCAUGAUCUUUUUGACCGGUCUCUGCCACAUAUAUCUCCCUUCCCAUCAACGUUUGGAGCUGCUUUGAACUUGAAGAGUAUUCUGCAGAUUUUCGUCGACCUGACUCAAAUACCAUUUGUUUAAAACUAUCGAUCAUUAGAUUGCUUAAUUCAUAGACACAAAUAAUUUGAUCACCAAGUUUCUGGUCUCCCACAACUUCCAUUGUCAAUCAAAGGGUUUACACAAACGCUCUAAGCGAUCAAUAAGAAGACACAACAAAGAAUAAGAAAGAUCCAAGAAACUCUAUCAUGACUCGAACAAUGUCUCUUGUCUCGACUUGAAACUUUUAACUUUGUGUUUGUGUUUCUCAGCUUGCUUCACCUCGAACUGAAACCUAUUGGUCUCCUCUUCUUGUUUGAGGGAGAUGCAUUAUCGACAGUUUUGCAUCCCUCCUGCAACUGAAACUCCGGUGAAAUCCCAAAACGGUUUCCAGUGGCUAUACCUCUUCUGAACGUAUGCGACAAACCCGGCCACCUUCACUUCUGUGUUCUCGGUGAAACUUUCUCUCAGUCUUCUCUGAGAACCCAUGAGCCCUCAACUCCAUUAUGUUCAGUUAAACUUCUCUAUAGCCACUGAUAUAGGUUUUUCUCCUUUGACUCUUGACUUGAUAGUGAUGAUCCAUAACACAACCACUCUCUUUGUGUUUUCCGGUGUCAUCCUCCGACACCACUGUUCUGAAAUUCUAAGGUAAUCAUCAGAAAUUCGACGUCUAUGUUUCUGACUUUCUAGAAUUUCCUUUUGUGGAACCAUAAAACACUAACAUGGUUCUUCUCCGUAAUAGCUUCUCCGACGUCCUACUUGGUCUUCUCCGCUAUUCUGAUGAUUCCAUGGUAACCUUACUAACCUUAGUACCUCCUCUACGCUUUGUCUCUUCCAUUUCUUUGAGACCUUUGCAGUUUCUCCGAUGAUCAGUCGAAGUUCCUCUGCUUUUUCCUGAGAUUUUAUUCUUUGGAUCCUGAAACUUAUGUUUCAUCCUUGCAGCAUUUUUUCAGAUUUAUUCUUUAAACAACAAGCAUUUUACUAAAAACCACAUGUAGUUUGGCUGCUAGCAAACGUAUAUCAAAAUAACAUAAUUUUACCAUCAAAACAUAGUGCACCGUUUUUUUUUUGGGUAAAAACGUAAAGAUAUUAUUACCAAGUUUUUUCGUUUUUGACAGAAACACGGAAGGUAACCCGAAGCAGAAAAAAGAAAAGAAAAACUAAACACAGACUCGGUCUAGAAACGAAAGCAAUAAAGAUACAACAACUACAACCACAGACCCGAGGCUCGACUAAAACCGAAUCAACAGCUUGCCGCAAAAAGACGAGCCAAGUUCAACCGAAAGUCAGAACCCGGUAAUUUUGGCCUCCACGAUGAAUCCACUCUUAAAGAUAAUGGUCUUCCUGAGAAUAGCUCACUGAGUUAGAAUAGAUACGUAGACCUCUGUAAAUACUGCAUAUUUGAUUUCAUCCAUAAAUCCAUAUCCCAAUUCCAUUAGUUUAAUCUCUUUGGUAUCAUUGACAUAAGAGAUGUCGCCUUUUUCAUUUUAGGUGAAUGAGGGUUACAGCGAAACAAGGGAAUGAAAAGUCGCUUUGCGUUGGAUUCGAGCAAACUAGUAUUUUCUGAAUAAUAUGAAGCCAGUAAACAAACAGUAAAUCCAUGGGUAUUGGAACCCAAGUAUCCAGGAUAAAGCCGAUUUUUUGAAGAUUUUGAACCAAAGUUCUAGAGUUUUGUUCAUCCUUCACUGUAAUUCUUUCUAAAGUGUAAGCCAAGUCUUGUUGGACAAAACAUAUCAGUAACCGAGCAUUUUUGAUCCAUUUUAAUCUUGGCUACGGUGAGGGAUUUUCUUGAAUUUCUCGCACACGGUCUAGGAUUUCAAAUAAAUAUAAUUUAGUUCUAAUAUGCUCAGUCUUUGUGAAUUUAAUUAGUCUGUCUUGAGUCAUUUUUGGAAUUUGCAUAAUUAGUUAUUUAGGUUUGUUGCUUAAACUGGAAAUACGGUAUUAGAUGAUUCAACAUUGAUUGUUUCACUUAAUGCGAAACUCUUAGGUAAAAUUUGUUUGAGACGAAUACAAAGACGUGCUUCUGUAUGCCGGAUUGUAUGGAGGUUACAGCUAGCUUUAUUCGACCGGUUGAACCGUAGCCUGGAGAAGUCGAUAAAUCGUCAACGGACGGUGAUACCACGCACUUUCUCUGUGGUGUUUUUGGCAUGUUUGUGGGCAGCAAGUGUGCACCUCGUUAGGACCAUUGUAUGUUCUUUGAGUACUUUAGGUAUCAUUGUUUGUCACGUGUUAGGAUUAAAUUAUAUUUAUUCGGAGUGAUAUCAAUUUUAUGGACUUUGGGUUUAGCAUAGUAUACCUCACUGAGUGACUGACCUGUGAAACAAACAUAUAUACGAGUAUUGGACGGAUUGGUGCUAUUGGGCGAUUUCAUUCUGAUUUUUAUUUGGUAUGGGUGAGUGGAGAUGUAGGUAUGUGACGUGUGUCCUGAGAUGUUGUUGGUAACACGUCCUUUUCGAGAAAGAAGGAGACGGGUGUCACAUUUUGAUCCGCAUGCUUCCCCUCCAGACUUAAAAUUUAGAAGCGCCGUCGCGGCAUUACAUGAAGCAGCUGAGGCUUAUCUGGUUGGCCUGUUCGAAGACACGAACCUCUGUGCCAUUCAUGCCAGGACGGUUACGUUCAUGCCUAAGGAUAUUCAGCUUGCCAGGAGAAUCAGGAGUGAAAGGGGUUAAGGGAAAGAAGAACGAUAGCAGCAUUCCUUUUUUUAUCAGAUCUGUAAAUGCCUUUCAAAUUUCGCGUCCUAGGCUUGGUUUUGAGUUUGUACUCUAUUGCUAUGAUUUGGCUAUUAGGCGAAAUGUCUGAAUGAAUAUCAGUCUACUUUCAUUAUAAGAUUCGGUUAUGCGUUU
Molecule: messenger RNA, 19873 nt
Organism: Brassica rapa (field mustard)
Lineage: Eukaryota; Viridiplantae; Streptophyta; Magnoliopsida; Brassicales; Brassicaceae
Source: RefSeq, a predicted model, not a curated record